Molecule: messenger RNA, 2038 nt
Organism: Scheffersomyces coipomensis
Lineage: Eukaryota; Fungi; Ascomycota; Pichiomycetes; Serinales; Debaryomycetaceae
Gene: RET2
Product: coatomer subunit delta
Exons: 1
Coding region: 185-1924 (579 amino acids)
Biological process (GO): retrograde vesicle-mediated transport, Golgi to endoplasmic reticulum; Golgi localization; endoplasmic reticulum to Golgi vesicle-mediated transport
Cellular component (GO): COPI vesicle coat
Source: RefSeq, a predicted model, not a curated record
UGAAAAUUACAGUGGUGUGAAACGAACAGUUAACGAUUUUUGAAUUGUCAUUGACAUUGAUAUUGAAUACCAUACAAAUCAAUCGAUUUAUAUCAUCCAUUGGCGUAUAACUUGAAGAAGAUCACGCGUUUCCAUUGAAUCAUUCUUAUUUUUGGAUCAAUCAAUCAACAUUUUAUAUUAAAUCAUGACAGUUAUAUCAGCAGCUAUAUGUACUCGUGGAGGGAAACCUUUAUUGGCUCGUCAAUUCAAAGAUGUUGGGAAUGAUAGAAUCACUGCUUUAUUGGCCAAUCUCCCUAGUUUAAUUACUAAUGCUGCCGGUCAACAUACUACUGUUGAAGAUGAUAAUGUUAGAUUUGUUUAUCAACCAUUAGAAGAAUUUUAUAUUGUAUUAAUCACCAAUAAGAAUUCUAAUAUUUUGCAAGAUAUUGAUACUUUACAUCUUUUUGCAAGUUCUGUUAGUAAUUUAUUAAGAAAUGUUGAUGAACGUGAAAUAUUUGAUAAUUCAUUUGAAAUUAUAGCUGCUUUUGAUGAAGUUAUUAGUUUAGGUUAUAAAGAAAAUUUAACUUUAAGUCAAGUUCAAACCUUUUUAGAAAUGGAUUCUCAUGAAGAAAAAAUUCAAGAAAUUAUUGAAAGAAAUAAAGAAUUAGAAGCUGCUGAAGAAAGAAAGAAGAAAGCUAAAGAAAUUCAAAGAAAAGAAUUAGCUAGAAGAAAUUUAGAACAACAAACUGCUUCUGCAACUUCAUCAUUUGGAAAUUCAUCUUAUGGUAAUGGAGGUGGUUCUGAUUCUUAUCAAAAUCAAUCUUAUCAACCAACUUAUCAACCUCCACCGGUUAUAGAAAUGGGUGAUAAUAAUAAUAAUCAUAAUAAUUCAAAUCAUAUAUCUUCACAUAAACCAAUUUCAGGUAGAGGUGGUUUACAACUAGGUAAAAAGACUACAAAACCAAUUAUUGAAUCCCAUCAACCUUUAUUGGCUCAAAAUCAACCAGUUUUCCAUCAUACUAAACCAAUUUCUGCUUCUGCUGCUGCUUCUGUAUCAGCUGCUGCAUCCAAUAGUAAUUUACAAGUUAAUACACCAAUUUCUCAAAGUGCAUCUCCAAUUCCAAGUAAUCCAAAAGUUCCAAAUAAUGGUAUAUUGAUUACUAUUCAAGAAAAAGUUAUUGCUGAAUUAAGUAGAGAAGGAUCAGUUUUAUCAUCUGAAGUUAAAGGAGAUUUACAAUUAAGAAUUAAUAAUUCUGAAUUAGCUCAUUCUAAAAUUUUAGUUAAAUCAGCUGCUUCUCAAAAAUCAAGUGGUAUUCAAUAUAAACCUCAUCCAAAUGUUGAUCGUGAUUUAUUUGUAUCUCAAAAUAUUAUUGGAUUAAAGGAUAAAACUAAAUCAUUCCCUGCUAAUGAUCAAGCUAUUGGUGUAUUAAGAUGGAGAGCAGUUGGUAAAAGAGAUGAUCAAUCAUAUGUACCAUUAAUCAUUACUAAUUGGGUUACUAUUAAUGAUGAAGGUAUUGCUCAAGUUACGUUGGAAUAUGAAUUAACCUCUGAAUUUAUAGAAAGUCAUUCAUCAGCAUCAUCAUCAAAUCUUAUUGAAAAUAUUAAACUUUUAAUUCCAAUUGCAACUCAUGAUGUUAAUUUAAAUAAUGAAUCUAAUGAAUUAGUAUCUUAUGAUAUUAGUGAAUUAGGUAUUAUAUUUAAUAUUGAAAGUAUUACCGUCGAUGAACCUCAAGGAUCGUUUGAAUUUUCAAUUCCAUGUUCUGAUGAAGAAUCAUUAUAUCCAAUACAAUUACAAUUUGAAGUAACUCAAACUGAAGUUACUGAAAGUGAAGUUUCAUUAGGUAAAAUCCAAGUUAUUGAUGUGGUUACAAAUAAUGAUGAUGAAGAAUCUUUACCAUUUGAUUUACAUUAUAAUUUAGUAACUGAAAAGUAUAUUGUUAGUUAAAAGUAAAAAAAGGAUGGUGGGUGGUGUAUAAUGUAUUAUCAAUCAUAAUCAUGACUUCUAGUUUUAUAUUUUUUUAUUUCCCCUUGUUUAUUUUAAAUAUUACAAAAAAAAUAU